GCCACUUAUGGGAAGAACUGAGCCUGGAAAGACUGCAUCCCAUGGGAGAGAAUGGAGCUCAGGAGCUGGGUCACAGGAGAAAGUAGCCAUCACCAUGGACACAAGCCUGGACCAGUCCUUCUUCCCUGGCAAUCACUGGCUGUACUUGUCCAUGUACCUCUUCACCUUCCUCGUGGGGCUCCCUGUCAGCCUGGUGGCUCUGGUGAUCUUCGUGGGCAAGCUGCAGCGCCGCCCAGUGGCCACGGACAUGCUCUUGCUGAACCUGACCCUGUCAGACCUGCUCCUGCUGCUCUAACUGCCCUUCAAAAUGGUGGCAGAGGCCAGGGGCAUGUGCUGGCCCCUGCCCUUCAUCUUCUGCCCCUUCUCCAGAUUCCUCUUUUUCACCACCAUCUAUCUCACCUCCCUCUUCCUGGAAGCUGUGAGCAUCGAGCGCUUCCUGAGUGUGGCCUAGCCACUGUGGUACAAGACUCAGCCCAGGCUUCUCCAGGCUGGCCUGGUCAGCGCGGCCUGCUGGCUCCUGGCUGGUGCGCACUGCAGUGUGGCCUAUGUCACUGAAUUCUCAGGGAACUCCUCCCACAACCAGGGUGUCAAUGGCACUUGUUACCUGCAAUUCCAGGAGGAUCAGCUGGCCAUCCUCCUGCCUGUCUGGCCGGAGAUGGCUGUGGUCCUUUUGGAGAUGCCCCUGUUCAUCACCAGCUACUGCUACAGCUGCCUGUUGUGCACGCUUAGUAGCGGAGCCAGCCAUCACCUGCAGAAGAGGAUGGUGGGACUCGUGGCAGCCAUGCUGCUUAACUUCCUCAUCUGCUUUGGGUCCUACAAUGUGUUCCGUGUGGGCUACCUCCAGGGUGAAAGCCCAGGGUGGAGAAGUUACGUGCUGCUCCUCAGCACCCUGAAUCCCUGUGUUGACCCCCUGGUCUACUACUUCUCAUCAUCUGGGUUUCAAGCUGAGUUUCAGAGGCUGCUGGGGAGGCUGCCUGGGGCCUGGAGCCUUCCUAGGCAGGAGAGCAGCUUGAAACUGAUGAAGAAUGAAGGACAGGGGCAACUUCAGGAGCUGUCCAAAGUAGAGAAUAGGUACUGA
Artibeus jamaicensis (Jamaican fruit-eating bat) is the source of this 1078-nucleotide messenger RNA. Its product is annotated as free fatty acid receptor 3. Gene Ontology annotation, cellular component: plasma membrane. Gene Ontology annotation, molecular function: G protein-coupled receptor activity. Gene Ontology annotation, biological process: cellular response to fatty acid; G protein-coupled receptor signaling pathway. Lineage: Eukaryota; Metazoa; Chordata; Mammalia; Chiroptera; Phyllostomidae. The record is from RefSeq and is a predicted model, not a curated record.